CAUAUAAGCACGCGAUACGCAUGUACAACCGAGAACAGACGUUCUCUCUCUCUCCGUCUCUGUCUCGUCGCGUUUUUCAACAUUCGCUCUGUCUCUCGCCCAUAUAGACUCGCUGUAUAGACAACAAAACGCGCGCACGUACAUAUAUACAUGUAUAUGUAAUCUCUCGCUCGUCGCUUCGACUAUUUAGUUGUGUCUUAGUGCUCUGUGACUCGCGAGGUGCCAAACGCGCUCUUUUUUACAGCUCUGUCUCUCGACGACGACGACGACUCCAUUCGAUAUAAACAAAUAAAUCGCAGCCCUCCGCCGCACGCGUACGCGAUACAUCCUUUACGGGAAGUAUACACAUUUUUUGUUUAAACGCAAGAACAUAACCGCCAAGAAGUUCAUCUCAUCAUGACGUCGACCGGUACAUUCGAGGGUUUGGCUGCUGGACGCAAUUCGAGCAAGGUACUGAAACCGCCAGGCGGUGGUAGCAGCGACAUCUUCGGGGCCAGCGAGUCGACGAGCCCGCGCCGCGUCAAGCAGAACCAGUCGACCCUGUCGUCGGCCUUCUUCGGCAGCAGCAACGGCUCCAGCGUCACCGACUCCUCGUCCAACAACACGGCCGCCUCGACGCCGUCCUCGAACGGCAGCGCACCCGAGACACCGCGCAGCAAGCCCGAUGGCAAUCCAGUGACAGGAGCAGGCUACGAGCUCCACCAGAACGGCACAUCCAACGGUGGAAUGAGCAGCGCCGCAUCAUCGAGCGCUGGCAGCGAAAAAUCCAGCACCGACUCGUCGCCGAGCAUCGGCCGAGAGCCAGUCCAGAGACUAAAGAAUCGCGUACCACCCGGUGGCUUCUCAUCCGGUCUCUGGUAAACGAAAAACGAAGCAGCAGCGGCAGCAGUAGCAGCAACAGCAGCAACAACAACAAGAACAACAAAAAAUUAAUAAAACGACAGCGGGACAGAACAGCUGAGAGCAGCGACAAAGACAACGACGACAUCAAUGGACUGGGGACGACGAUGACUGAUGUGUGAAAAAUUCUCUGAUUACUAUCACAUUAAAGAUAAAAAGCAAACAUCAAAAAUACCACACAUGAGAAUUUUAUUCAAUUGACGUAAUUUUUUUCUACUAUCUUAUUAAUUUUUACGAAAUUAAUGGUUAUACUUAAAGAAUAUAGAAGGAAACCAAAAAGAAAUUAAUUAACAAUUUUUUUUACUGUCGAUUAAUUACUCGUAUGACUAGUUUUGAUGCGAUUAUUCAAAGGGAGUUGAGUUAGAUUGGAGAAUCAUCUUCUUGUUUUCGUACAUUUUUAAUUAUCGAAUGAAUGUUUAAAAUUGCAUCAUUUUUUAUUAUUAUUACUAUUAUUAUGAUCGAGGAAAAAGAUCGAUUAUAAUCAUUAUAACUUUUAUUAUUAUUAUUACUAUUAUUACUAUUAUUAAUCAUUUAUCGUGUCAAUAAUUUUUUUUAUCUACAAGCAAAAAAUGAAUUUUCAUCGAAACAUGCUGAAAAAGUUGUAAACACGGAAAUAACGGAGCGAAGAGAAAUAAAAGUUAAUUAUGAAGAGAUUUAUUAAGAUGAAUUUUAUGAAAACAAAAAUGGCAUAAUACAUAUAAAUAUAUAUAAAUAAAAUAUAUUUCUCAAGAUAUUGUACCUAUAUAUUACCUACAAGCUAUAGAAGCAUUUUACGUCAAAAAAGGAACUAGAUCGGUUUUGUAUAAUUUUAGAGUAUUUCAUUCUUGUGAACAAGUGUUAACGAUAAAAAAUUCAUUAGAAAAUAUUGAUUCACGAUAGAUGAAAGUUUGUAAUAAAUUUUCGUUAUCAAUACUUUUUAAAAAGACACGAGAAACUUUUAUUUAUCGCCUCAAAAAUUAGCGAAAGCACAAUACUUAAUUCAUGUAUUAUACUCGUCGAAAAUCUAUUAUUCGGUCGUCGAAUUUGCAAUAUAUAUAUAUUAAAAAACGAUGCACCUAUAUGUAAUAUUUAAUUUUUGCUUAUUAUUUCUUCGUAUAGAUAUAUUACGUGUAUAACUCGUACAUUCUUUAAUAAGAACGACGACACAUCUUGGAGCUUUUUCAGAGACCUAUGAAUGUUACACGAGCUUCUUGUAUUCUAAUUGUACUAUUCAAUAUUAUACUCUUUCAUAAUAGUAAUGACGAAGAAUAUAAUAAUAUACGAGGCUUAAUUUUACGCUGAUUGUCUUUCGUGUUCGUAUAUGAGUUGAUAUAAUUAAAAGAAAAAAACGAAAAAAAAAUUGUGCUUUUAACGUGUAAAUCGUGUUUUAUCACAUUAAUAUUCGUGAUUAGCCCUUUUGUACUAUGGUAUUGAUAAAUAAAAACAUUUUGUAAGCGA
Molecule: messenger RNA, 2337 nt
Organism: Trichogramma pretiosum
Lineage: Eukaryota; Metazoa; Arthropoda; Insecta; Hymenoptera; Trichogrammatidae
Gene: Jupiter
Product: microtubule-associated protein Jupiter
Exons: 3
Coding region: 397-861 (154 amino acids)
Cellular component (GO): nucleus
Source: RefSeq, a predicted model, not a curated record